This is a messenger RNA of Peromyscus eremicus (cactus mouse), 1642 nucleotides long. It is a transcript of the gene Gsdmc, whose product is annotated as gasdermin C. The record is from RefSeq and is a predicted model, not a curated record. Lineage: Eukaryota; Metazoa; Chordata; Mammalia; Rodentia; Cricetidae. Gene Ontology annotation, biological process: defense response to bacterium; pyroptotic inflammatory response. The transcript has 11 exons. Gene Ontology annotation, molecular function: phosphatidylinositol-4-phosphate binding; phosphatidylinositol-4,5-bisphosphate binding; phosphatidylserine binding.
AUGCCCCACUCAUUUGACUGGGUUUGCAAGGAUGUGGUCAAGAAACUUCAAGGAAAAGAUCUGAAGCCUGUCAAACGUCUGUCAGAUGCAAUGAAGUUCCGCCACUUUGAGAUACUGCAGACAGAUCCUCAGUCACUGUUUUGGAAAUCUGAAGACAGUCCAGUUGGAUAUUCCCUCCUGAAGAUCUUAGAGCCAAAUGGUCCUGUCCCAGAGCCUGAAGUGUCAGCUCCCAUCCCCCUCAAACACACUGUAUCCCGGAAACUGAAGGCUAAUGCAGGUGUCAACGCCAUUGCAGAAGGAAGUGUGUCAGCAGAGUUUGCUCAGUCCUCUGGAUAUGACAUCGAAGUUCAGUGUACUAGCAUCCCAGAUUCAAAACUGGAAAGUCUUCAAAACAGGUAAAAAUUUGGGAAGCUGCUGGAUCAGGAGCCAUCAUUUGUGAAGAAUUGCCGGAUGGGAAGGAAGGAACUGUAUGUGGUGACAGAGGCCUUUGAAGUGACCAAGAGUACUGUGCUGGAAGACAGUAGCAGUGUAGAACUUUCAGGAAAAGUGGGCAUCCCCCACCAGAUUGCCAAGGGUCAAGCCCAGGGACAAUGGCGAAGCGACAGAACGGAUUCAGUGCCUAUCCUGAAGGGUGCAGUGGUGGCCUACAAGAAGAAGCAACUGGUCAUUGAGAAUAAUACAUGUGCCAUUCUCCUUUCUGCUAAUGCUAAGAAGAAAACCUUUCUAGGUAUUCUACCUAAGUUGCAAAGUAGUUUUGCUGCCUCAGCUGAGAUGGUCAGAAUACAAUGGGAGAUAAAUUACAUCUCUCCAAUUGGAAGGAUAGAGGAACCCUUCCAUUUAGAUUUCAAUUGCCUACAAAAUGAAGUUUUCCGGAAAACAAGGGAACUGUCCAUGCUUUCAAAGGAUGUUCAAGAUGUUGUGUUCUCUAGCCUCCUGCCCAUGCUCAGUGACAGGGAGAUUCUGUAUGACCUGAUGAACAUGCUGGAAUUGGAUCAGUUGGGGCAUAUGGAUGGCCCAGGUGGUGUGAUCCUAGAUAUGCUGCGACAGGACUCAAGACCCCCAUGGAUUGACCUAAAGAACCUCAUUCUUUAUCUUCUUCAGGCCCUAAUGGUGCUGAGUGAUACCCAACUCAGUCUGCUGGUCCAGUCUGUGGAGAAGAGGCUCCUCUUCCAGCAACGAGAGCUGGUAAAGAGCAUCCUGCAGCCAAACUUCAAGUAUCCCUGGAACAUCCCCUUCACUCUCCAGCCACAGCUUCUUGCCCCACUCCAGGGUGAGGGCUUGGCCAUUACUUACGAAUUGCUGAAGGAGUGUGGUCUGAAGAUGGAGCUGAAUAAUCCCAGGUCAACUUGGGAUCUGGAAGCCAAGAUGCCUCUGUCUGCCCUUUAUGGGAGCUUGUCAUUAUUGCAGCAACUUGUAGAAGCCUAAAUCUUCCUCAAGGUCUGGCCCCAGCUCAGUCCAUGCUGAGUCCUGGAGACAUUAGAGAUGUGGCACCAUGGCACACACAAGAGUGGUGUUUUCUGUGCCUGUUCUAGGGUGGUGGGAAUAAGGAUGCUGAGGGUUUUUCUUUUGAUUUUACUAUUCAUUCACCAUUUUAUAAAUAAUAUGUUUUGAUCGUAUUCGCCUCCUCCCAUUUUCCUUUUUU